UUCCGUAAACAUUGAGUGAGAAAAAUAUUAUCGAAGCAGUGAGAAUAAUUAAUUAUCGACAAAUACCGAUAUUUUGCUGGUUUUUUUGAGAAUAUGUAGCAAAGAGAACCUGCAGACAUUUGUUGAGAUUUUUUUAAAACUGGUGACUGCUGUUUUUUUAUUUGUUUAAUUCACCUAUCGUUGAUUUGACGUUUCUCGGAAGGAAACAAGAUAAUAAAGAAAAUGCUCUCACGCAAGAAUAAAGACUUGAGGACGAUAAAAGAAGGUGUUGUUGGAAAGUACGUGAAGAAAGAAACACCACCGGAAAUACCAAUUAUUAAUGUCUGGACGACUGAACCCAAUAGGCACAAGAGGAGGAGAAAUAAUCAGGCGACAAUGCCACCACAAAUGCCUUCACCACAGCAGCCAAGUAUGGUACAAAAAUUUGGCAAUACCAAGACUACAAUGAGUGCAGUUGGAUUAGGAAGUCACGAAGGCAAAUAUACUCCAAAUAGUUCAGUUCCUGAUCUAGCUCAGAGAUUCGCAAGUUUAUCAAUGGCUCCAGGCGUAUCGGAAGCCUUAUCCUCCCGCACAGUGACCCCUCUGUACCACCCAGGGCUGUCCCCAGCGGUGUCCCACACCUAUGUGAAUCAAUACGCCGGUUCCGAAUACCAUCUAGAUCGUGUACAGACACCCCAGAUGCCCUACGUGCCUUUCGAAACCGACAACGGCUACGAGGACUUCAAUCAGGUAUCCUUCAGGCACCCCCAGUACAGUAGAUCGCAAUCUGAGAGAUCCAGCUCACGCAGUGAACAACCAACAGAGCUACCACUCCCUCCAGGAUGGUCUGUGGAUUUUACAUUGAGAGGAAGGAAGUACUACAUCGAUCACAACACUAAGACGACUCAUUGGUCACAUCCUCUGGAGAAAGAGGGCCUUCCAACUGGGUGGGAGAGAAUUGAAUCCCCGGAAUAUGGAGUUUAUUAUGUGAAUCACAUAACAAGACAAGCUCAGUACGAACAUCCCUGCUACCCCCUGGAGAUGCAGGCAGUUCGUGUGGUAUCACCCCCUCGACACACUCACUUUCAUUCGCACAGUGUCUUAGUCCCAGCGAAUCCAUACCUAAACGAGGAAAUACCACACUGGCUCUACGUCUACAGUAGAGCAUCUGUGGCCCUCGACCGAAAGCUCCGUUGGGAGCUAUUUCGUCUGCCAGAGUUGGACUGCUUUAACGCAAUGCUCACGAGGCUCUACAAACAGGAGCUCGAGGAAGUUGUCAUGCGAUACGAGGAGUACAGGUCUGCACUCCUUUGCGAAAUGGAACAGAGACUGAAGGAAUUGAACACGGAGAGUGGAUCGUCAGCUGGUGCUGUUGCCCUUCGGCGAUCUUUACCGUAAAAAUUCAUUUUGUCAGCAACGAAAAUGAUAUAUUUUUGU
Messenger RNA from Diachasmimorpha longicaudata, 1416 nucleotides. RefSeq names its product protein salvador homolog 1. Bases 223 to 1377 code for a protein of 384 amino acids. The record is from RefSeq and is a predicted model, not a curated record. Lineage: Eukaryota; Metazoa; Arthropoda; Insecta; Hymenoptera; Braconidae. Gene Ontology annotation, cellular component: cytosol. Gene Ontology annotation, molecular function: molecular adaptor activity; protein binding. Gene Ontology annotation, biological process: positive regulation of apoptotic process; hippo signaling; negative regulation of cell population proliferation. The transcript is spliced from 6 exons.